CUUUAAAAGGAGAUCUAUCCACGCAGUCGACUGUCAUAAGUACAAGAUGUUGUUAGAAAACGAUACGUUUUUAACAGAACUGACAAAGAUGUUUCAGAAAGGAAGAUCAUCUGGUUCAAUGAUGUUAACAAUGAAAAGAUGGGAUGGUCAUACAAAGCCACAGCCUAGGAAAGGACAUCUCCCAGACCCAACAGAAUAUAAAUGUUUAAUCAGAGCCUCAUUGGGAAAUAAAAAACUUAGUACAGUGGUCAGUCAAAAGGAUGUUAACAAAUUUCAAAUGGCUUAUGCAAAUUUGUUAAAAGGGAAUAUGGAUGGAUUGAAAAAGAAAGACAAGAAAUCUGCUUCAGGAAAAUCAAAGUCAAAAGCUACACAGUAAACUUUUGAUAGACCAUGAUUCUUACUAUUUUGCAAUAGAAAAUUUCAGAUUGGGUAAGGGAAGUAACUCUUCUAUUGAUUUGUGUGAUGGAACAUACAUUUUUAAUAUAAAAGCGUGAAGUAAGCUCUCCUUAUAUCAAAAUUUAGAACAGCUGACUUUUUAAUCAAUAGAUUGUCAUGAAUUUUUAUAUGACUUUUAAAUGAAAAUUGUAAAAAAAAGUUAAAGCUUAGUAGUUAUUAGUCAACAAAACAAUAAAUUAAUAUUUUACAUUCAGGAAAAUUUUUAGGACCUACCCUAUGGAAUAAAAAAUGGAUACGUGAUGAGUAAUGUUUUCAAAGUUUCAUAGAUGAGGUAAAAUAUUUAGCAGAACAAUUUCUCCUAAUGUUGCAAAACAGUUAUAAUAAUAAUUGUGUCAAAUUUUUGCUAAUUUUUGUUUUGAAAGCUACACAUUUAUGUGUUAAGAUAUGUUAAUUUUUGUAAAUACACAGAGAAUUCAGUGCAUGUGCAAUGAGAGUUGAUGUAAUCUGUGUACAAUGUAUGGAAGGUUGAUUGAAUGAAAACAAUAUCAAACCAGUAAGAAAAUUAUGUGUAAAUUUAAAGGUAUACGAUGUAUGUUGUGUUGUUUAUUAGUACUUUAUUAAAACAAAUGUGUCAGCAGAAGUGAAUAGAGGUAUACAAGUGAUGUUUUAUACAAAUUCAGAAUUUUUUUUUACAGUUAUAUCAAAACUUAAUAAAAAACAUGAAUACAAAAUGUUCUCAAUUACAAAGAACAUUUACCAAUAGGUAUCACCAGUUUAACCUCAAUAAUUAUCUUUGUUGUUGGAGAUACACAGAUUUUGGACAAUUUUUAUUUAUUUAAAACUUCAAAUAGUCUUAACUACCAAUAAUGUCAGUUUAUCAUCACAUCACCUCAUCUUCAUUUAUAUAUUGUAUUCAAUCCAAUCAAAUUUAAAGAAUCAUUAUAUUUAGAUGUAGUGAUUUCUGAAAACAAAUUAUCACCAACUUUUAUGUUUUUUUUAUAAUUAAUCAACAAUUUAUUUGAAAAGUUGAAUGCGAUAACCAAAGAUUUUUUUGAAUAUUUUUGCAAUUUCAAAAAAUCUUAACAUUGCUCUCAUUAAUUUAUGGUCAGGAUUUUUAUAAUUUUAUUGCUGUCAGACAUUUGUCUAGAUUUAUUGUAACAGACUUAUAUGGAAGAAUAUCAUAUAACAGACAAUUGUUUAUAUAUUCAAAUCAGGUAUUUUCAUUGACAUAGAAAUAAGUGUUUAUCAGGUCCUAAUUGACAAAUUUGACAUCUGUAGAAUUUAAUGGUGUAAGAAUUGUUUAUAACACAUUUCACUGUAAAAGAUCAGCUGAGCAAGUUUUUAUGUUUCAUAGAAAAUGUUGUGAUGUAUGCUGCAUAUGUGAGAUUUAUGAAAUAUACAAUUUUUUUGUAUGAUAGAGAAACCAUGGACAGCAUUGAGUUGUUUAUAUAUUUGUGACUUGGAGAAAAGUCAUGAACGAAACAUUUAUUAAGGAAAACUGUUGCAAAUUUAUUUGGUAGUUUGAGGUGUAUUGACUCAAAAGAAAAUCUGAUGUAUUUUGUUAGUUGUAUAGUUCUUUCUAUUUAUCAGAAUUAUACACCAUUGUUAUAUUGAAAAGAAAAAUUUAUUACAAAUAUGUGUGGAUGAGCAUUUUUUCAUUUUAUUUUAUUGUAAGCAUUUUCAUCAUGAACGUUAUUGAUAGGUGAUAUUAUGUAAUAAACAAAAUUGUUUAUUAAAAUUAAAAAUUGGUUAAUAUUCUU
Mytilus californianus (California mussel) is the source of this 2156-nucleotide messenger RNA. Its product is annotated as signal recognition particle 14 kDa protein-like. The record is from RefSeq and is a predicted model, not a curated record. Bases 47 to 376 code for a protein of 109 amino acids. Gene Ontology annotation, molecular function: endoplasmic reticulum signal sequence receptor activity; 7S RNA binding. The transcript has 5 exons. NCBI's taxonomy places the organism in Eukaryota, Metazoa, Mollusca, Bivalvia, Mytilida, Mytilidae. Gene Ontology annotation, cellular component: signal recognition particle, endoplasmic reticulum targeting. Gene Ontology annotation, biological process: SRP-dependent cotranslational protein targeting to membrane.